Centruroides sculpturatus (bark scorpion) is the source of this 1314-nucleotide messenger RNA. RefSeq names its product V-set and immunoglobulin domain-containing protein 10-like. NCBI's taxonomy places the organism in Eukaryota, Metazoa, Arthropoda, Arachnida, Scorpiones, Buthidae. The transcript has 4 exons. The record is from RefSeq and is a predicted model, not a curated record.
AUGUGUCGAACGAGUGGAAAAGAGUUAGCCAACCCCAAGCGUGCCACAUUUUCGUUAGAAAAAUCUACGGCCCAUUUAAAAAUAUCACCUUUAAAAUUAGAAGACGAAGGAAGCUACAAGUGUGACGUGACAUACGUUCGAGGAAAAUGUCCAUCAUUGUCUUAUGCCCAUCUAUUGAUGCACGGUUUCUUUGUAUAUUUUUGAACAGGUCAAGAAGCUACGGUUACAGGAACCGUGGGUGAAUCCGUGGAGCUUCCAUGCGACGUAGAUGUAGAAUCUUGCGGUGAAGUAUAUUUUAUCACAUGGACGAAAAAUGUGUCGAACGAGUGGAAAAGGUUAUAUUUGUACAGUGAUACGGUUGAGAAACCAUUGCAAGAGUUAGCCAACCCCAAGCGUGCCACAUUUUCGUUAGAAAAAUCUACGGCCCAUUUAAAAAUAUCACCUUUAAAAUUAGAAGACGAAGGAAGCUACAAGUGUGACGUGACAUACGUUCGAGGAAAAUGUCCAUCAUUGUCUUAUGCCCAUCUAUUGAUGCACGCAAGACCCAACUUACCAACCAUACUCUAUGGUGGAAGGGAAUACAGAAAUGGUUCUAGUGUGGGACCAUUUAUCGAAGGGACCAUUGUUACGUUUCACUGUACAACAAUCGGUGGGAAACCGAUACCCGAAGUGUCAUGGUGGAAAAAAGAAGAGAAUUUACCUGAAGAAAGUACUUUGUCAGAGAAUGAAAUGGGUAUAAACAAUGUUACGUCGAGAGUCAAGUUCCAGCUGAUGAGAGAAGAUUUAGGUGCAGUGCUUGAAUGCAGAGUUGAAAAUGACGCUACUGAAACUCCAUUAGUUGCGUGGAUUCGACUAGAUCUUGAUGGUAAGGUAAAUUGGACAGAUUGAUGUCACGCAAAGAGAGGUUUUUUUUUUCUUUGAACCAUUAGUAAACAUAAGAUAAAUGAUGAUCAAUUAUGUGUCAUUUCAGCAUGUAUUAGAACACAAUGCUACUACUAGCAACUAUUUUAAAUCGCCUUUUGCUGUCCGUGUCAAACUUAAUGAUAAAUGGAAGAGAUUAAAAAAGAAGAGGUUUACCUUUCUUAAAUAUACAGGGGAUUAGAAAAUUUAUAGUUUACCCUGAAAGUAGAUUCGGGGGAGGUGAACCUUCUGUCGCUAUUCUAAGAAAAUGAUUGUUCUAAGAGUAGUUACCAACUAGCUGUUAAGUGUGUACAAUACAAGAGACGCCUAAGUUGAUUAAAUUUUCUUUGAAUAACUUUAAAGUACUCUGGUAACGUUUUACAGUUUUCUACGAAAAUAAGAAAUUAAAAAGAU